CAGAUAUCUAGGUUCUUUUUACUUCCACUUCCCCCAAAUUGAGAACCUCCAUCAAAAAUCAAAACUUUUGAAUUUCCAAGCCAAAAAUUCCCACCCUUCCAUAAACACUCCACACAUUCACCCUCUGCAAACUUCAUUUCCGAUUCAUUCCACCAGGAAUGGUGAAUUUACCAUGGGAUAUCCUCUCAGACAUCCUGGUUCGGUUGCCUGUGAAGUCGAUUGCACGAUUCAGGUGUGUAAACAAAGGGUGGUGCUAUUUAUUGAAAAACCCUGAAUUUCUUAAAAGACAAUAUAAGCAUGCUGUUGAGAUGAACAGAUUUAGUAUCAUGUUUCACAAUCAGAAUGAUAUUUAUACCUUUCGUUAUGAUCCAUCAUCUUCCACAUGUGAGAGCUCUGGUCAUAUUGAAUACCCUGUUAAAUCUUAUAGGGGAAUUGAGUAUUUUGGAUGUUGUAAUGGCUUGGUUUUGUUGAGGCAGAUUAAUAAGUCAAAUUCUCAUUUACUCAUCCUUUGGAACCCAUCGAGUAACGAAUGUAAGAAGUUACCAAAUCCAGCAACUAGAUUGAAUGUGUGGCAGGUUUCCGAAGAAUAUGGAAUUGGUUAUGAUCACCAGAUUGUGGAUUUCAAAGUUGUAUGUUUAGCUCAGGAUUUUUUUAGUAACUGGUGUAAGGUUCUGGUGUAUACACUAAGAUCAAAUUCAUGGAGAAGACUUGAGGACAUCCCGGUUCAUAUGUUCGAUAAUACCGUUAAAAUACCUGAUAUGGGUCGUUUACCUGUUAACGGAGCUGUUCAGUGGAGAGUGUAAGGAGAGGACAGGCGCUCAGAAAUCGUUCUUCGCUUUGAUUUUGAGAAAGAAGUGUUUGAUCAGCUUCCAAUACCUGAUGUAAGCAAGCAUGAAAAUUACCAAGUGUUUUUGUGUGUUUUAGGAGGAUCUCUUUGGUUACUUGUCGAUGAUUAUGGGAGUAGUCUUGAAUUCUGGGAGUUGAAGGACAAUGGGGUGAAGAAAUCAUGGAUCCAUUCUCUCACCUUUGGCAUAGAUAAAUUUGACAUUAUGGGCCAUUCAACUCCGCUGCAGUUUUUAGAGAACGGAAAGAUUUUGUUUGGGGUACACGAUGAGCAUGCCUCUUUGCAUUUUGUUUUAUAUGACCCAGAAAAUAAGACAAUUAGAACUCUGAAGACCUAUGAGGGUAUAUCAUCAUCAUCUUUGCCUACUUCUGUCUAUGUAGAGAGUCUAAUUUCACUCGACACUGGUAUGUAUCUCGGGCAAGUACAAUCAGAUGAAGUAUAUAAUGAUAACCAAGAGGAGGAGGAGGAGGAUAGCGAUGACUCAGAAGUAGAAGGCGACCAGGGGGAGGAGGAGGAUAGCGAUGACUCGGAAGUAGAAGACGACGAGGGGAGGAGGAUAGCGAUGACUCGGAAGAAGAUGAGGCGGAGGAGGAUGAUGAUGACGGUGGUAGUGCUACAGCAGUUGGUGGUACUAGUAAUUGCGAUGGCAAUGAAGAAGAAGACAUGUUGAGAAGAAUGAAGAAAAACAAGACAAUAUGAGGGUUUUGUGCACUAGUUUUCUUUAGUAAAUUUGCUGAUCAGACUGGGAUGUUGUUCUAGUUAGAAGAUAUGUCAGAUAUUUGUGUUAUUUUGGUAACUCUUUAACUUUUCGUUUUGUACUUCAGGAACAGUCAGUGGAACUGUUGUUGCUGUGUAGUCAGAAUUGUGUAUGUGUGUAGUGUGUGCCUUUGUGCACUUACAGUCGUGAAGCACUUCAGAUUUUAAAAGGUUCAAAUUCAAGCAAUUUGUUUCAA
Messenger RNA from Papaver somniferum (opium poppy), 1797 nucleotides. RefSeq names its product F-box protein CPR1-like. Bases 159 to 803 code for a protein of 214 amino acids. The record is from RefSeq and is a predicted model, not a curated record. NCBI's taxonomy places the organism in Eukaryota, Viridiplantae, Streptophyta, Magnoliopsida, Ranunculales, Papaveraceae. The transcript is spliced from 2 exons. Gene Ontology annotation, molecular function: protein binding.